AUGGGGGAGGAACUGGGCUUCGGGCAGACAGCCUGUGUGGAAAUGCUGCCUGUGGACCUCGGCGGCCCGCCCAGAGCCAGAGCCAGGCUGGAAGCCAGGAACAGCAGUGUGUGCUGGGCUCUCACCUGCUUACUGGCAUUGCUCCCCAUCAUAGCCGGGCUUACCACCUAUGUGCUUGUGGGCCAGCUCCGGGCCCAGGGAGAGGCCUGCAUGUUCCAGACUCCAAAGGGACAAAAGUUGGGACCAUCACAUCAGCGAGUUUACAUGCCUCCCAGAGCAGAUGGAACUAAGCCAAGGGCACACCUGACAGUUGUCAAACAAAGUUCUACACAGAACUUGAAAAAUCAGUUCCCAGCUCUACAUUGGGAGCACGAACUUGGCUUGGCCUUCACUAAGAAUCGGAUGAACUACACCAAUAAGUUCCUGCUCAUCCCAGAGUCCGGAGACUACUUUGUUUACUCGCAGGUCACAUUCCGAGGAACCACAUCCGAGUGUGGUAAAAUGAGCAUAGCGAGACAACCAAGCAAGCCGGAUUCCAUCAUCGUGAUUGUCACCAAGGUAACAGACAGCUACCCCGAGCCAACCCAGCUCCUAACGGGGACCAAGUCAGUGUGUGAAAUAGGCAGCAACUGGUUCCAACCCAUCUACCUCGGGGCUGUGUUCUCCUUGCAAGAAGGGGAUAAACUGAUGGUUAAUGUCAGUGACAUCUCCUUGGUGGACUACACAAAAGAAGAUAAAACCUUCUUCGGAGCUUUCUUGCUAUAG
Chrysochloris asiatica (Cape golden mole) is the source of this 765-nucleotide messenger RNA. RefSeq names its product tumor necrosis factor (ligand) superfamily, member 15 (gene TNFSF15). Gene Ontology annotation, molecular function: tumor necrosis factor receptor binding. Bases 1 to 765 code for a protein of 254 amino acids. NCBI's taxonomy places the organism in Eukaryota, Metazoa, Chordata, Mammalia, Afrosoricida, Chrysochloridae. The record is from RefSeq and is a predicted model, not a curated record. Gene Ontology annotation, biological process: immune response. Gene Ontology annotation, cellular component: membrane. The transcript has 4 exons.